Messenger RNA from Diorhabda carinulata, 1503 nucleotides. RefSeq names its product thymidylate synthase. The record is from RefSeq and is a predicted model, not a curated record. Lineage: Eukaryota; Metazoa; Arthropoda; Insecta; Coleoptera; Chrysomelidae. Gene Ontology annotation, cellular component: cytosol; mitochondrion. The transcript is spliced from 3 exons. Gene Ontology annotation, biological process: dTMP biosynthetic process. Bases 304 to 1281 code for a protein of 325 amino acids. Gene Ontology annotation, molecular function: thymidylate synthase activity.
AAAUUUAAAUUUUAUGUAGUAUGUAUUAUCCAUCAAUUUAUAUUUUUAUAAUAUCGUUUAUCGAAAUAAGAAAAGUAGAAAAUUAUCUUGUUUGUUAAUUGCGUGAAUAAAAAAUUGUCAAAAAUUAUGUGUCAAGUAAUAAUUCGCGCGCCCUUUCUAAGUCGUUGGGCAAAGAUUAUAUACUCGUUAGGCGGGAAAUGUGCUAGUAACUGUCAGUUGUGAAAAAGUUAUUAGUAAUUUGUACUUAAUUUUUAGAUAAAUAAAUAGUUUUUUUAAAUUUUGUGAGAAAAUUAUAGUUGUAUAAUGUCUGGUAUUAUAACUACGAAAAAUGGUGAAAAAGUAACCAUUGAAAUAACCCUUGACAAACCCAAUGGAUAUGGUGAUCAUACAGUUUCUAAAGAAUCCAACAAUAUUAAAAAGCAUGAGGAAUACCAAUAUUUAGAUCACAUUCGUAAUAUUAUGACAAGUGGUAGUAAGAGAAUUGACCGUACAGGUGUUGGCACUUUUUCAAUAUUUGGAGCACAAAUGAGAUAUAAUCUUCGAGAUUCUUUCCCUCUAUUAACCACAAAACGAGUAUUCUGGCGUGGGGUAGUUGAAGAAUUACUAUGGUUUAUCAAAGGAAGUACAAACGCCUUUGAAUUAAGUGAGAAAAACGUACAUAUCUGGGAUGCAAACAGCACAAGAGAGUUUUUAGAUAAUAUAGGUCUUAAAGAUAGAGAAGUUGGAGAUCUAGGACCUAUAUAUGGAUUUCAAUGGAGGCAUUUUGGAGCUGAAUACAAAGGAAUGCAUGCAGAUUACACAAACAAAGGAAUUGAUCAAUUAGCUCAUGUAAUAAAUACAAUUAAAACUAGACCUUAUGAUAGGCGUAUUAUUAUGUGCGCAUGGAACCCUAUAGAUAUUCCAGAGAUGGCAUUACCACCUUGUCAUUGUUUAGUACAAUUCUUCGUAGCUAAUGAAGAGCUUUCUUGUCAACUUUAUCAAAGAUCUGCUGACAUGGGGUUAGGAGUGCCAUUCAAUAUUGCCAGCUAUGCUUUACUCACUUACAUGAUUGCUCACAUCACUGGUUUAAAACCUGGAGAUUUUAUUCACACUUUAGGAGACAGUCAUAUCUAUUUAAAUCACAUUGAAACUUUGAAAGAACAAAUCACAAGGGAACCGAAGCCUUUCCCUAAAUUACGUAUUACUAGAAAAGUAGAAAAUAUUGAAGACUUUACUGCUGAAGAUUUUGAAUUAAUUGGAUAUAAUCCUCAUCCAAAAUUAAAUAUGCCAAUGGCAGUUUGAAUGUUUCGUUUUUGUACUUUUUACAGAAUGUACUGAUUGAGUGGAUAAAGGAUUGAAAUCCAAAAAAAAAUGUUUUAUUUUUCUAUGCAAAAUUGCUAUAUUGCAAUCUAGGUACUCAAGGUGUUUUUUAUUUAUUGAUUUAUUCAAGCCAUCACAUUUUAUAAAAUUUAUAUUUUGUCAGGUUCAUUUUUUAUUUAAUAAAAAUCUGUACAAUUUUCUAAA